GAACUUUUUUGUCCUCCGCUCGCGAUCCGCCGCGCAUGGACAUGUGGGGCUCUCCCGCGGAGGACGGAGGUCCGCGAGCAUCACAACGUCAUGAUCGAUGAAUAUGGCAGCUGCCUCGUGGGGCGACAUGUAGGUAUAAAUUAUGGAAGUCAGCAAUCUUCUGCGUCCAUCAAACACCUCUUUCACUUUCUAUUGCCUCAUCUGCGCCUUUCCAUAAUUUUCUAGCCACAAUGGCCUCCAAGCUCUCUCUCUCCUCCACCCUGUCUCUCCCGAACAGCGCCGCCAAGAUCCCCCGCCUCGGCUUUGGCGUCUACAAGUCGCCCGCCAACGUCUGCGUCCAGUCGUGUCUCACAUCCUUCAAGGCCGGUUACCGCCAUAUUGACACGGCGCAAUACUACGCCAAUGAAGAGCAAGUCGGUCGCGCAGUCAAGGAAUCGGGCAUUCCCCGCUCAGAGCUCUACCUUACCACGAAGAUCCUCUCAGCCGGCAGCGAUGCAGACGAGACGUACAAGAGCAUUGUCGAGAGCGUAAAGAAGAUGGACGACCGCCCCGAUGGCUACGUGGAUCUCUUCCUGAUCCACAACGCUUCCAGCUCCGCAGACAGGACGAAGCUCAUGUGGCAGGCGCUGGAGAAGGCGAAGGAAGAAGGCAAGAUCAAGGACAUCGGUGUCAGCAACGCGGGAAAGAAGCACAUCGAAGGCAUGAAGAGCUACGCGAAGGUCUGGCCGCCCGCGGUUAACCAGAUCGAGCUCCACCCCUGGAACCAGCAACGCGAGGCCGUGUCCUACUGCCAGUCGCAAGGCAUUGUCGUGGAAGCCUACUGCCCCCUCGUCCGGAACCGGAAGGCCGACGACGAGACGCUCAACUCGGUCGCGAAGAAGUACAACAAGUCGACGGCGCAGAUCCUUGUCCGCUACUGCUUGCAGAAGGACUGGGUGCCGUUGCCUAAGAGCGACACCCCGAGCCGCAUUGAGGCGAAUGCUGACUUGUACGACUUUGAGAUCGAGGCAAAGGACAUGGAGACGCUGGAUGCGCUUGAUGAGGGCGGCAAGGGCGCCCUUGUCAUGGCUGUGGAUAACUAAUAUAAUGUAUCUUGAUGGAAUGGGUUUCUUUCGAAAAGCCCUGGGUAUAGCAAGAUGGUUCUAGUCGGACUAUACGUCUGUUAGAUGCAACGAAUAAUAGCACGAUAUUUACGAGCC
Aplosporella prunicola CBS 121167 is the source of this 1199-nucleotide messenger RNA. RefSeq lists its product as uncharacterized. Gene Ontology annotation, molecular function: oxidoreductase activity. The coding region runs from base 231 to 1082 and encodes 283 amino acids. Lineage: Eukaryota; Fungi; Ascomycota; Dothideomycetes; Botryosphaeriales; Aplosporellaceae. The transcript is spliced from 2 exons. The record is from RefSeq and is a predicted model, not a curated record.